Molecule: messenger RNA, 668 nt
Organism: Saccostrea echinata
Lineage: Eukaryota; Metazoa; Mollusca; Bivalvia; Ostreida; Ostreidae
Exons: 4
Coding region: 27-599 (190 amino acids)
Source: RefSeq, a predicted model, not a curated record
GUGCACGAUAUUUAUUUUUUCUUCAGAUGCGCACUGUACUUAUUGUAAUCGUUUGUGUUUCUGAGCUGCUGUUAAGUGAUGGAUAUAUCGUGAAUUAUAAACACAGAUGUGACUGUAAUGAAGUCAGUCACGGUUGGCGGCGAGAUGUGUGGCAGAAAGAAGCAAUUCACUUUUGUUUCCCAAGAGGGCACGAAAACAAGAAGUGUGAAGUAUUUGAUGCCGAACUUGUCGGAAUCGACUGUACCCGCUAUGGUAGAAACUACCAUUUACAAGGAGGUUAUCCAAACAGGAUAGCGGAGUGCUGCGAGAAACAAGGACAGCGACUUGUUAAUUGUGAAAGAAUAAAUGCUAAUUUCUCUCACGUCGAAAAUAUCAACAUCAUGUACUUCGAUAAAGUCUUGACCAGGCUAUAUAGCUUUAUAGAUAAAAGCAACCCAAUGUUAUUUCAAAUAGAGUUGUGUGAAGUGGAAUUCUUUGAUGUACCAGUACCCACACCUUCACCAAACGGAAAUACUUCAUCACCAGUCACGACGAAAUCACCAGGUGGAAUUCCUGUUUCUAUGCCCACGGACCCUCCAACACCUCAACCUGUGGUAUAGGAUUGUCCAGUUUCGAGGAAAAGCAAAAGAAGCCUGUUCAUGUUUUUGUCAUGUAUGAGAUUUACUAUA